AUGUCUGAAGAUGGGGACGAUGACCGUGAUGAUAUUCUGCCACCACCACCAUUGAUAAGAGAGUUGGGCCGCCACAAGAGAAAUCAUCCUUUAUGCAUUGGUAGAGCUCGAGAUUGGUUGUUUGAUCUAUCAUCUCGCUCAAUCAAAACAUGGAACGACUUAGAGGAGCAGUUCUUGCGUAAAUUCUUUCUAGAAUCAAAGGCUGCAAAUCUAAGAAUAGCUAUUAGUAGCAUCAAGCAGAGGCAACAAGAGUGUUUGUCUGAUUAUUGGGAGAGAUUUCAACAAUUAUGUCAUAGAUGUCCUAACCACGGAUUUUCUGAUUAUCAGUUGCUCAUUAAUUAUUUUUAUCGUGGUAUGUCUUCUUUUGACAGGAGGAUUGUUGAUGCUGCUUGUGGAGGAAGUUUGACCAACAAGACCAUGGAUGAAGCAAAACAACUGAUUUUUGAUAUGGUCUCCAAUAGUCAACAAUAUGAGGAUGAGGAUGAUGAUAGGUACAUGCCGGUCAACAGAGCAGAAGAUGCAUGUGUGAAUGAGAAACUCGAUGCUCUAACUUCCUUAGUUAGAGGCUUUGUUGGAGCUCAAAUUCAGAAGGAUAAUCAUCCAAAUUUCAGCUGGAAUCAUUCGCCUGAAUUUUUCACCAGCGCACAGCCGCAGGCUGGGCGGUAUGCCCAUACCGACCGCCCAGAGCCCAGUAUGAGCGAUAUUCUUAAAAGUCUGGAACAGAGCAGUCAGAUUAUUAAUAAUCUCGUACAAAGUCAGCAAGCUUUCCAGCAAGAGACGCAGGCUGCGUUGGGUAGUAUGGGCACACAGAUCACUCAACUCACCACUCAAGUGAACAAGUUGCAAGCCAAUCAUGGAAAACUUCCAUCGCAAGAAGUACAUCCCAAGGAAUAUGUUUAUGCUAUGAAUUUAAUGAGUGAGGAAGAUUUCUUUGAUCCAAAGCCCAUGGAAGAUGAAAAUGAGACGAAAGAGCAAGAAAGUGCUCAAAACGAUGAAGUUGUCGAAGAGGCACAACAAUAUGAAAAUAUCUCUUCUUCCGAGGUUGGCCCAAAACAAGGAAAAAGAAUGUGGCAGGGAGAUUCUGAAAAUAUUCACGAUGAAUAA
This is a messenger RNA of Salvia miltiorrhiza (redroot sage), 1104 nucleotides long. RefSeq lists its product as uncharacterized. The transcript has 3 exons. The coding region runs from base 1 to 1104 and encodes 367 amino acids. NCBI's taxonomy places the organism in Eukaryota, Viridiplantae, Streptophyta, Magnoliopsida, Lamiales, Lamiaceae. The record is from RefSeq and is a predicted model, not a curated record.